CCUGUUCCUAUGCAGAUGCCUUCACCUGGUCGACCUGCAGGCUGUCCACCUGGACUAGAGUACCUGAUUCAGACUGACCAGGUCUUGAUCCAUCAGCGAGUUGAUGUGGCUGAAAUGGUUAUUGGCUGGGAGAUGAACAAUGUUUACACAGUAAAGAAUAGCAUGGGGCAGCAGGUGUUUGUGGCUGCAGAGGAAAAUGACAUCUUCACCAUGCAAGCAUGUGGCCCUGCUCGGCCCUUCACCAUUCAUCUUCAUGAUAACAUGGGACAGGAAGUGUUGACGCUAAUUCGCCCCCUAAGGUGUGGUUCUUGCUGCUUCCCCUGCUGCCUGCAAGAGCUGGAAGUUCAAAGCCCUCCUGGAAAUCCCAUAGGUUAUGUGGAGCAGAACUGGCACCCUUUUCUGCCAAGGUUUACCAUCUUAAAUGACAUGAAGAAACCCCAGUUGAAGAUCAAGGGGCCUUUCUGUGACUGUAGAUGCAUGUCUGAUGUGAUCUUUGGGGUGACGUCUUUGGACGAGUCAGUGGUGGUGGGCCAGAUCAGUAAGCAGUGGGGUGGGUUCAUGCAGGAAGGUUUCACAGAUGCAGAUAACUUUGGAAUCUCAUUUCCUGUGGACCUAGAAGUUAAGAUGAAGGCUGUGAUGAUAGGAGCCUGCUUCCUCAUUGAUUUCAUGUUUUUUGAGACUAAUCCACAUAACAGUAAAUAA
This is a messenger RNA of Acanthochromis polyacanthus (spiny chromis), 702 nucleotides long. Its product is annotated as phospholipid scramblase 1-like. Gene Ontology annotation, cellular component: plasma membrane. NCBI's taxonomy places the organism in Eukaryota, Metazoa, Chordata, Actinopteri, Pomacentridae. The transcript has a single exon. Gene Ontology annotation, biological process: plasma membrane phospholipid scrambling. The record is from RefSeq and is a predicted model, not a curated record. Gene Ontology annotation, molecular function: phospholipid scramblase activity. The coding region runs from base 10 to 702 and encodes 230 amino acids.